Molecule: messenger RNA, 1632 nt
Organism: Syzygium oleosum
Lineage: Eukaryota; Viridiplantae; Streptophyta; Magnoliopsida; Myrtales; Myrtaceae
Exons: 3
Coding region: 1046-1444 (132 amino acids)
Source: RefSeq, a predicted model, not a curated record
UUACUACUUUUGGUUACGUUAUAGUAAUGUUUUUCAUUUAUCCUUCCAUUGGCAGCUUUUGUAGACUGCAAACAGAUUAGCGGCCAGUGAGGCAAGGAUGAAAAUAUUAAAGAUAGGUAAACAAGAAUUCCCUAGUGAUUUAUAGUUUCCCUCUUGAUAAACCCGGGAUUUGAAUCUUUCAUCUAGAGGCCGAUGAUCUUCUACUAAAUAUUCUAAACUGCUCCCAAAGUCCAUUUUUCCCUAUGUCCAAAAUUCAUAUUUUAUGUUAAAAAAUCCUUGGCUAUUUUGAGUUCCUUUGUGAGUAUUUUUGUGUGUCAAAUUUGGCUAGUGACAGAUAUCCUAUUCUGAACAAACACCUUUCAAUUUUCUCUGAUGAUCAAAAAUCCAGUUAAGUUUCUUAUUGUUCCCUUGAUGUUCCUCUUGAAUCUUACGAGACAGAGCAUGAAUUCCGAGUAAGUAUGAGAAACUGAGCUAAAAUAAAAGUCAAGUUUCAAGUUUCUCUGGUUGGUGAUAAAAAAAAAUGAAAAGUAGUUAUGACUAGUCUGUCAUAUAUAAUUGUAGACCAGCUCAAAGCUGUUGUUUUGAAAGAUUAUCAUGCAAAGGCAAACUGGUGUUGCUUUUGUGAUAGGUCUGGUUAGUCUAUGUAAUGACUGAGGCUUACUAUUGGACUUCGAUUCAAUGAGUUGUAUCGAUAACCUUGUACAUAAUCGGGACAAUAUUUUGCCCGUUCUGUGAAACAAGCUGGGGUGAGGAGGUCAAGAAUUUGCUAAUUAGUUUGCAUCCCAUUUGAUCCUAUUGUUGUCAUGGAAUCGUUUUAUCACAUCAUUGAUCUGGGUCUGGCUAACUUGGCAGAGGAACUUCAAGUUUCAUACCAGAGCCCAAUCAAAAUGAAGAGGGAUUUUGCAGAGGAAGAAUCAACAACAGCUGAGAACCAUCUUGCGUGCCAACCAUGAAGAGGCUCGUGGGCCAACUGGGUUGUACUGAGGAAGUUUUGAUGCUUGCGAACAUCCAAACACCUGAUCUGGUCUCAACAGCACAUUCCUAAAUGCUUAGUUGUUUGACGCAGUUGCUUUCUAAUGAUAUCACUCCCGAUCUCGAUGAGGCUCUGCAGAGGGAGAUUCAAGCUGCAUUUCUUGAAAUUCAGGAGAAAGUCUCCAAACACCACUGGAUGGAGAUGCGGGCUGUCAUGAGCCAUGUCAUGGUGUUCCAAAGUUACUGCAAUAUUGUCUUUUAUCAUGUGCUGCGUAUUGUUAACCUUCUUCAUAGGAUCAUUGACAUUAAACGACCUCUUCUCAUGGUGUGUAGUUGUCGUUUGCAAGCUUUGAAUCGUGCUAUUCUUUGGCUUUGGCCGAAUCUCAAAAUGCUUGCAGAAGCCGCAUGUGCAGGUGGUUCUGUAUGUGAAGUUAAGCAUAAAAUCAAAUUUGUUAACGAGAUUACCGUUUAGAUGUCCACUUCAAGCCACAAUCUUGUGACCGGAAGAGACUUUUUUCAUGGAAAAAGCAAAUGUUAUGGACUCAGCACAUAAUAUGUCAAUUGCAGCCAAGAGUCCCAACGAAAAGGGUUUCAAUACGACAGAAGUUUCUCAUUUGGAAGAAUUUUGAACACAAAAUAGAAGUGUUCAUCAACCUACAA